AUGACAAAAAGAAUUAAUCAAGAUAAAUUAGAGCAUUUCUUUGGUAUUGUACGGCAAGCAUGUGGGUCAAAUCAACAUCCAGAUCCUAAACAAUUUGUCCAAAUAUAUCGGUUACUCUCGUGUUACUCUUUGAUAAAACCACCAAGAGGGAGUAAUGUAGAUGGUGGAGAAGUAAUCAAGACACUUCUUGAUAUUCAAAUAAAUAAUAGUGAAGAUAUUCAUAAAAAAUUUAAUUAUACAAUUUAA
This is a messenger RNA of Macrosiphum euphorbiae (potato aphid), 246 nucleotides long. The record is from the annotation of a GenBank genome assembly. Lineage: Eukaryota; Metazoa; Arthropoda; Insecta; Hemiptera; Aphididae.